Messenger RNA from Coregonus clupeaformis (lake whitefish), 1383 nucleotides. RefSeq names its product nuclear factor, interleukin 3 regulated, member 4 (gene nfil3-4). Gene Ontology annotation, molecular function: DNA binding; DNA-binding transcription factor activity. Gene Ontology annotation, cellular component: nucleus. The coding region runs from base 219 to 1058 and encodes 279 amino acids. Gene Ontology annotation, biological process: regulation of DNA-templated transcription; circadian rhythm. NCBI's taxonomy places the organism in Eukaryota, Metazoa, Chordata, Actinopteri, Salmoniformes, Salmonidae. The transcript has 2 exons. The record is from RefSeq and is a predicted model, not a curated record.
AAGUUGCCGUAUGUUGCUCACAGAGACACAAUGGGCAGGCGGUGAAACUUUGAUUGAGGUCAUUGUCACAUUGCGUCAGCGGUCGACUCACUGGAAUAUAGUUGCCAGCAGCAGAAGGUUUUUCACAUCCUAGAAACCAACCUGAAAGAAGUACAUGAGAAGUUCCUUUUACCUGCCCAACAAAGAAACAGCCAUCCUACUUUCUAUAUUGAGACCAGAUGGAGCUCAUGUCGCUAUCUCCAAAUGGGAGCAUAGAGGAAAUGGAGGACGGUCACAUAGACUACCUAGAGGGGGAGCUGACACCCAAGGGCCUGCGGCGCAAGAGAGAGUUUAUCCCAAAUGAGAAGAAGGACGCCACCUACUGGGAGAAGCGUCGCAAGAACAAUGAGGCGGCCAAGCGGUCGCGGGAGAAGAGGAGGGUGAACGAUUAUGUGCUGGAGAGCCGUCUGGUGGCAAUGAGUGAAGAGAACGCCCGGUUGAACACAGAACUGCUGGCCCUCAAACUCCACUUUGGCCUGGUGAGCCCUGUGGCCUACGCUGCCCACCAGAACAGCCUGCUACGGCUCCGCCAUGCCAACACCUACAGCCCUCAGUCCCCACCACCCAGCAGCUCAACCCAGCCCCUGGACAGGGAUGUCUACUGGGGCAGGAGGCCCAGCUACAGAGACCCCUCCACUCUGCCGACUUACCACCACCGACCCUCUGUCCUGACUGGGCAACCUGCCCCUGCCCUGAUUCAUCCACAUGCUCUACCAACCAGAAGGGGCUAUCCAUACUUCUUAGACAUGCCCGGUGUCCUCCACCCUGCAAACUCAUCCUCCCUUCUCCUGCCCCCGCUUCUCCCCCCUGCCCUAUCGUCCUGGCCGGGGGUUCCCCUGCUGAGGCCCACCCCUAAGAGAGGGGGUUCAGACGAGGAGGGGGAACAGCAGGUCCCAGCAGCCUCCUCCAGCGCUGCAUUACCGCACAAGCUGAGGCUGAAGACCCCCAGAGCUCCUACUGUCCUUAGGGAUGUCAGAGAUAGGGCCUCCCCCCCGCUCCCGCUUUAUGUAUCUGACUGACUGACCACACCGCACAGGAGCACAGAGCAGACCAACCACAGCGCUGUAACAUUGACAACAAAGUUACAGCAAAGACAUUAUGUCCAACUUAAAACAGACAUUUGUUAGAUUUUAAAAAUGUUUUGGCUUCUCAGGUUUUGCCAUGCUUCUUUAGGGUCCAAGUUAACUGGAUAAAAUAUAUUAUAGCAUACUUUACUGUAAAUCAUGCUUAAUUAGCUGGACUUGGGGAUUAAAUGUUUUAUAGCGCUGAGACACUCCCAUUCACUUACAGUGUGUAAAGCUCAAUAUGGGCAGCAAAUAUUAUAAUUGUUUUUAACUUUUUGGA